This is a messenger RNA of Dreissena polymorpha, 559 nucleotides long. RefSeq lists its product as uncharacterized. Lineage: Eukaryota; Metazoa; Mollusca; Bivalvia; Myida; Dreissenidae. The record is from RefSeq and is a predicted model, not a curated record. Bases 29 to 559 code for a protein of 176 amino acids. The transcript has 4 exons.
UAUUCCACACAAAUCAACUUUUUUAAUCAUGUAUUUUGUUUAUCUUUUAGAUGAAGACACUAUUCGCUAUCUUGUCAGUCAGACAGUUGAUGGAGAGCAAGAUUCUGAUUUAUCAGAUGUUCCGGCCACCGAAGAUCAAUCAGUUGAUGCAAGUAGUUUGGACUCCAGAACUGCAGACUCAGGAGCUGCGACUGCAUCUGCAUCAGGUGUUCGAUGGACCCAUGAAGGGUUAUUGUUGAUGCUGUCUCUUUAUGAAGAACAUAAACUGAAAUUUGAUUCCGCAUCCUUCAAAAACAAAAACGUGUGGAGAUUGAAAGCAGAAGAGAUGGCACACAAAGGAAUUACUGUCACGGGUGAAGCCUGUGACAGUAAAUUCCGGUUGAUGAAGUUUAAGGACAAGAAGAUAGUGGACCAGCAUGCCACUAGUGGGAGCGGGGGAAAAAGCUGGGAAUACUUCCAAAGGAUGGAUGAGCUAUUUGCUGGAGAUCCAUCUGUAAGACCAGCGAUGGUUGUGUCGUCAAUGCCCGGUUCGUUUUUGUUUUUGUAUUUGUUAUUAUAA